Messenger RNA from Cicer arietinum (chickpea), 2370 nucleotides. RefSeq names its product vicilin-like seed storage protein At4g36700. The record is from RefSeq and is a predicted model, not a curated record. Lineage: Eukaryota; Viridiplantae; Streptophyta; Magnoliopsida; Fabales; Fabaceae.
UAGUAGCACACACACAUGCACCUACCAAACUGCCACCUGUUCAAACAAUUAACGUGUCUGAAAACAAGACAUGCAGCUCUAAAAAAUGCUCUCUAUAUAGUGACACCUUUGUUACGUGCAAAAUCACUUCUAUCCAACUUCUGCUUUGUCACUCUUUUGAUAAUGGAGCCUCGAAAAUCUUUCUUAGCUUCCCAAUUUUCCUCCUUGUUGAUUUUCUUCCUUGUUAUUACCAUUUCCUUGUGUGAAGGAAAGGAAUCAAGUGAGGAACACAGUGUGAAGCCUCAUAAGGGACCUGUGGUAGAGAGGGAUGAAAGGAGGACAUUAUUUGACACUGAAUAUGGAGAGAUCUCUGCCAUUGAUGUCAAAGAUGGAAACAAAACACUACCAUACCAUCUUCAAUUCUUUACAUUGGAACCCAACUCUGUCUUUCUUCCUGUGCUUCUCCAUGCAGCUAUGGUCUUUUAUGUUCAUACAGGGAGUGGAAAGCUGAGUUGGGCAAAUGAAGAUGAAACUGGCACGACGGAAAUAUGUGAAGGAGAUGUAGGCAGCCUCAGAGAAGGAUCUGUUUUCUAUAUACACAGCAACUUGGAAGCACAAAGGAAGAAACUAAGGAUUUAUGCAAUGUUCACCAAUACAGAUGAUAGCACUUUUGAUCCAUCAAUUGGUGCUUACUCAAGGAUCAAUGAACUAGUCAAAGGCUUUGAUAAGAAAAUCAUCCAAGCAGCUUUUAAGGUUCCGGAAGAUUUGGUUGAGGCAAUCACAAACAAGAAAGAGACACCAGCUAUAGUGCAUGCUCCUUCAAAGAGGAAGCAUAACAGUGUUUUGGAAUUGGAGCCUUCGUUUCUUAAAUACUUCAUAGGCAUUGAAUCCAACUCCAAGAAGCUCCAAACAUACAAUAUCUUUGAUAAUGACCCUGACUUCAAAAACAGUCAUGGUUGGACCUUAACAGUUACCAAAAAGCAACUUAAACCAUUAAAGCAACACAACAUUGGAUUUCUCAUGGUGAAUUUGACCAUGGAAUCAAUGUUGGGGCCUCAUUGGAAUCCAUUGGCAACAGAGAUAGCGGUGGUGUUGGAAGGGGAAGGCAUGGUUAGAGUAGUAUGUGGAAGCAACAAUGUUGAUGAAUGCCAAAACAAGAGGUUUAGAGUUAAGCAAGGAGAUGUUUUUCUGGUUCCUAGGUUUCAUCCAAUGGCUCACAUGUCAUUUGAUAAAGAGCCACUUGUUUUUAUGGGGUUCAGCACUGCUGCAAAGAAAAAUCAUCCUCAGUUUUUGGCAGGUAAAGGAUCGGUGCUUCAGAUUCUAGACAAACAGAUAGUGGCUACCUCUUUAUGUGUAAGCAAAAGAACUAUUGACCAGCUUUUGGAUUCUCCGGAUGAUUCGAUCAUUUUCGGGUGUAAUUCUUGCGCUGAGGAAGAGGAGAAGUUAAUGGAGGAAGAAAAAGAGAAGGAAAAGGAGGAGGAAGAGAAGAGGAAAAGAGAGGAAGAGGAAGAAGAGGAGAAAGGGAGAGAAAAAGAGGAAGCUAAAAAAAGAGAGGAAGAAGAAAAAGAGAGAGAACGAAGAAGAAAAGAAGAAGAGGAGGAGGAAGUUAGAAGAAGAGAGGAAGAAAGGAAAAGAGAAGAAGAAGAAGCUAAAAGACAACAAGAAGAGAGGGAAAGGAAGCGAGAAGAGAAGGAAGCGAGGAGACGGGAAGAGGCGAGGAGGAAGCAAGAAGAAAUUAGAAGACAGAAAGAAAGGGAAAGGGAAGAAAAGAAGGCAGAGAAGGGAAAAGAAAGAAGAACUGAAGAGGCAGAGAGUGAGGAAGAGGCAGCUAGAAGACAACAAGAGAAGAGGGAAAGGAAACGAGAAGAAAGGGAGCAAGAAGAAGAAUCAGAGGGGGAGGGUGAAGCUAAGACCGAGGAGGAAGAAGAAGAGACCGAGAGCGAAGGAGGAAGGAGACAAAGAAGAAGAAGCAGAGAAGAAGAAACAACAGAAUGGGAAGAAGAAGUAGCCAAAAGACAGCAAGAAGAAAGGGAGAGGAGAAGAGAGCAUGGCAGUGAUAACAAAUCCAUGAAAGGAAAAAGCAAUGAAAGCAGCUUUGAUGGAAGGAGAGUUCUGAAGAUUCCGAGGAAUGUGUGAUUGUGUCUAAACUCUUAACUAUCAAGAGGGUUCACUACUUAUAUGUAAAUGAUGUGUAUUAAAAUAAGAACUUUUUUAUGCACAUCUGUUUCCCUGUUUCUGUUUCUGUGUGUUUUAAAAUUUGAAGGUCUAUGUUUCAUGAAGCUUGCCCGGCAUUCAUGUCUAGUGUUAAUUAGAAUAAGAGCUAUUGUUAGGUACUCAUGUGUAUUACAAUAAAAACCUUCAGUCUUCAAUCUAUUGUUAUGUUUUGCAAUA